UAUAUACUAAAGGAGAGAUACUGUUCAUCUAACAGUGAUUUGGCUCCAAGUGGAGUGACGCCUUUGCCCUUGCUUUUUCUUUCAAUUACAAUUUGCCAUUCUUCUAUAACGGUCCUAUCCCCUGCCGCCUGUAGGUUUACUGAGCCUCCACCUACACUCUAUCGACAGAGACAGAAAGACAGAGAGAGACAGAGAGAGAGGUUAUUUGCUCUGCAACGCAAGGCCGAAGGAAUCAUACAUAAACCGGCAAGACAAACAGAUCGAAAUUCAUGAAGGUCAAAUUAACAACAAGAAAACCCAUCGCUUCAGCUUUUGGGUUUUGGUUUAUUUUCUGGACACAGAGAAAGAUAGAGCGAAGUAAACAGGGGAAGAAGGGGGAGAAGAAGAGGCCCUCCCUUCAAAAUGUCCAUUGGUAGUGUGGAGUUUGCCAUCGGAGGCUUAAUCGUGGAUACCAAGGUGUUCUAUGGCCAAGAAAGGUGUUUUGCUAUGGAUUUCUGGUAUUUAUGUAGAUUUGGACCCUUCUCAGCUUUGCUCAUUAAAAUUUUUCGGUGAAGGAUUGGAUUUGGGUUUAUGUUUUGGUGAAUAGAUAUUUGGUUCUUUGGCUUUUUCUUUCUCUAAAUUUUCCUAAACGAUAUGUAGUGAUAGUUUUGCAGUGUGCUUAGCUUUGCUAAUUGAAGAAGAUGAAUGGGAAAAUGAGCUCUUCUUCAGCUUCAGAAGGGAGCAGGACGAUACUGGAUCAGUACGUCUGUGCUUAAAGGAAGGAGCUUUUUUUGGUGUUUGAGGGAAGUAGGAUUUGGCAAGUCUGAUAUAAAGAGCAUAAAGGUGAGGCUAGGGACGAUUAAGAAGAAGAGGAACGCUGUGCUGAAGUAUCUGAAGAAUAAUGUUGCUCAUCUUCUCAAGAUUGGCCUUGAUAUUAAUGUAUAUGGAGGCUCCCCUUUGUCUUCAUUUUUAUUAUAAUUAAAUGCAAUGAUCACAGAACUACACAUUUGGAAAAUAGAGGCUCCCCUUUUGUCUGCUCAUUAAGAAGACUGAGCGUUAUUUCACCAAGAUCAGAAGGAAAAAUAGGUAAACCGGAGCAAACAAAAGAUGAAGAAAUUAAGAAAUUUCAGUCAAAAGACCCACCGACUUCAAUAUCCUCAUCCGGGUAAGAGAAGUUGCAUGGAGCUGGCGCUAAAGAGUAGUUCAACCUUAUGUUGUUGCAGGAAAUAAGAGAAGUACAGACCAGUGGAGAGGCGUAGACUACUGGAACCCAAAAUUAUAAGAAGCAAUUAAAAGGAUGCGCUAAAAUCUCAAAAAUGCUCUGGAGGACAUUUCAGUAUGCGUUUAAGAAAUCUCGAUUGAAGCAACAUAGAUAACCACAGUUGAAACCGACCUCAUGUUUUUCUGGAAGUCUCUAUCAAAAUCCAGUCUUAUAACCAACCGACCUCAGAGAUAAAAAUCAAAAACAGUGGUGCAAGAUAUUUUCUUUGCAAUUUUCAAUUUAUAAUUCCUUCUGCUAUAUAUAAAGAAGGAAAGUGAUCCAUCCUUCUCAGGAAGCCUCUAUCGAAAUCGAGCUCCAUAAUCAACCGACCUCGGCGAGGGAAUCGAAAUCUAGAACAUCUCUAUCAAAGUUGAGCCAAAGAAGAAUAUAAAAGAGGACACGCCUCUUUGAAUCUAAAAAGAGAUGGCAGCUAAGAAUGCCAAGAGAGGGAUAAAGAGGUUCUUAGAACAAUCUACAGGUGAUCGAGUUGAUCAAGGAAAAUCUGAAUGUAGUCAUGUCAGAUCAAAGAGAUUGAAAGCAAUGCUUGAUCCAGACAAUGCUGGAGGAUCUAAUGAAUGUCAGAAUGAGAUGCAAUUGAGAGAUAAUGAUGAAAAUGCUGCUCAAGGAGACUCGGAGCAUUUCAAGGAAACUAAUUCAUGUAAAUUUGUACAAACUAAUACGGUCACAGGUCGAUGCUCACAUGCAUAUGGUCAGGCAUCAUAUCAAAAGAAUAGAGAAGUAUGAAAAUUCAGGCGAUAAUAUUCAUGCAUGUAAUCAUUGCAAUGCAUGUUUUUGGUUUGGAGAAGCCAUUAAACAAUCAUCGUCAAAUGCACCGCUUAUCUAUACAAGCUGUUGUAAAAAGGGUCAAAUCAAGCUUGAACAAUCGAAACCAACGCCAUAUUUUCAGGAAAAAUUAUUAGAUCCUAAUAAUGGUUCAGAAAGUAAACAUUUUAGAGAGAAUAUUAGAGUUUACAAUUCAAUGUUCUCUUUUACAUCUAUGGGAGCAACAAUUGAUAAAAAAAUCAAUACUGGAUCAGGUCCUUAUGUUUUUAAAAUAAGCGGUCAAAUACAUCAUUUAAUGGGUUCUAUAUUACCUUCUAACGGAGAAUGUCCUAAAUAUGCUCAAUUAUAUGUAUGUGACACAAAAAAUGAGGUAUCAAAUCGUAUAAAGGCUAUUGAUCCUACCCAUGCUAAUUCAAAUAUUAAGUCAGAUAUUGUUGAAGGUCUUAUUAAGAUGUUUGAUGAAAAUAAUGAGUUAGCAAAAGAAUUUCGAACAAUGAGAGAUAAAUAUGAAAACGAUUGUUUACCCUCAUUAAGUAUGACCAUACUUAAUCGUCAACCCACUGAUAGUAAACAAUAUGAACAGUCAAUAAGUGAUGAAAUUGGUGGGUUAGUUGUUGGUGAUAUUGGAGAAUUCAAUUCAAAUAAAGAUGUAAUUAUCGAAUCCAAUAGUGGACAAAUGCAAUGUGUUUCAAGAAUACAUCCAAAAUAUAUGUCAUUACAGUAACCAAUACUUUUUCCU
Rosa chinensis is the source of this 2762-nucleotide messenger RNA. RefSeq lists its product as uncharacterized. The coding region runs from base 1845 to 2747 and encodes 300 amino acids. The transcript has 13 exons. The record is from RefSeq and is a predicted model, not a curated record. Lineage: Eukaryota; Viridiplantae; Streptophyta; Magnoliopsida; Rosales; Rosaceae.